CUGGGGAGAGCGGAUAUAGUGAAUGCAGGGUCCGGGGAGAGCGGACAUAGUGAAUGCAGAGUCCGGGGAGACCAGACAUAGUGAAUGCAGGGUCUGGGGAGACCAGACAUAGUGAAUGCAGGGUCUGGGGAGAGGGGAUAUAGUGAAUGCAGGGUCCGGGGAGAGGGGAUAUAGUGAAUGCAGGGUCUGGGGAGACCAGACAUAGUGAAUGCAGGGUCUGGGGAGAGGGGAUAUAGUGAAUGCAGGGGUCCGGGGAGACCAGAUAUAGUGAAUGUCGGGUCCGGGGAGAGCGGAUAUAGUGAAUGCAGGGUCCGGGGA
This is a messenger RNA of Staurois parvus, 318 nucleotides long. The record is from the annotation of a GenBank genome assembly. Lineage: Eukaryota; Metazoa; Chordata; Amphibia; Anura; Ranidae.